Messenger RNA from Gadus morhua (Atlantic cod), 2096 nucleotides. RefSeq names its product THAP domain containing 7 (gene thap7). Lineage: Eukaryota; Metazoa; Chordata; Actinopteri; Gadiformes; Gadidae. The record is from RefSeq and is a predicted model, not a curated record. Bases 147 to 1922 code for a protein of 591 amino acids. The transcript is spliced from 5 exons. Gene Ontology annotation, cellular component: nucleus. Gene Ontology annotation, biological process: regulation of DNA-templated transcription.
AACAGUGGGGGUGGGUGCAUAUUUACAUUUUGACACUAGAUGGCGAUAAUGGGAUUCAGGUCGGCUAACUGCACCGUAGAGGAAGAAGCCCUGGAGCGGAAGAGAAGAACCGCCAUCUUCGUGAGGUCCAGAGCGUCAGCACAAAGAUGCCUCGACAUUGCUCAGCUGGAGGCUGCAAAUCUCGCGAUAACCGUGAAACUCGCAAGGCUGGCAUUACUUUUCACAAAUUGCCCAAGGGAGCCAGCCGAAGGAAUUUAUGGAUUACAAAUUCACACCGCAAGGGUCUUUGGGACCCCCAAACAGACUUUGUUUACUUCUGCUCAAAACACUUUACUCCAGAAAAUUUUGAGCUCACUGGAUACAGUGGAAUCCGCAGGCUGAGAGAGGAUGCCUUCCCUACCGUGUUUGAUGCGUCGCUGGGGCCCAAACGCAAAGGGCCCGGCCGCCCUCGGAAGAAGGAAGCGCUUCAUCUCAGACAGAAGCCACCGGUCACAAUCAAAGAGGACCGCGUGGAGGCCGAGAACGGGGAGGACAUCCGUGACCCCCCACCGUUAAAGCAGGAGAAGGCCGGCCUGUGUGCGGAGGCCGAUGUCUUCCACCCGCCGGCCUGUUUGGACGAGGCCACCUCCGAGGCCCAGCCCGUCUCCUUGACGGACGGCUGUCCCUCUCCUCCGGACCCCCGAGAGUCUCCACCCGCCGAGUGCCCCGCCUCCCCGUCCCGCUACAUGCGGCGCCUGCCCCCUGCCCCCGGGUUCUACCUGCGGAGGGAGCACAGCUACGCCCAGCUGUGUCCCCUGCUGUGGCGGCGGCGCUGCGAGCGCGCGGUGGACUGCCUGGAGAAGGCCCUGCGGCAGCUGAGCGCCGCGCGGCGCCGGGAGAACCGGCUGCGGAGCGCGCUGUCCCGGCUCCGGGAGAAGCGGCUGCGGCCCGCGGGGCCGGACGACGGGCCGAGGGCCAGGAGGGGCUGGCUGGGCGGCGGGCGGCUGAGGGGGGCCGCCGCCCAGGCCGGGGGCGACGGCUCGCUCUGGGCCCAGCCGGAGGAGAGCGAAGGGGAGAUGGAGAGCGAGGAGGCCGGGCUUGGGGAGCCCGCCGCGGAGGACGAGGACGUGGGGGAGUACUGCUUCAGCUGCAACAGAGCAGGGGACGGGUGCUGCGACAGAGGUCCGCGCUCUGUUUCCAGGGCUGCAGAUAGAAGGGAACUCUCUGGUGCGCGCCAUGGCGUGGCGAGGUCUCAAGAGGAGGGCUGCACUUGGCUGCCGCUCCUUAAACCCCCCGGAAGUGACGAGGACAGGUUUAUAAAUGGCGAAGGGAAGGCCCUCAUUCAUGAACAUCAAUUGAGUGCUCCAGAGUUGGUGGUGAACACUGAUCAUGUGCAGCUCAUGGUUCUGGAGGCACCGCUCGGAGACGGGUUUAAAACGGGUCAUCUACAAAGUGCCUUAAAGCUGCCCCCCUCCCGGAGCCUACUGCAGAGCCAGGCUCAGGCGGGCCUCCAGCGGGUCCUCUUGGGCGGGGAGUCGCUGCAUGGCUCUCAGGGCCCUGAUCCGCGCCCGGCUCUGGCAGACUUCGGUGCCAUGGUGGGUCAAGCCAAGGGUGCAGCGCUUUACAAGGAGCCCUGCCAGCAAGUGUUUUUUGUGCAGGAGAGCAUAGAGGGACAGCUGUUGCUCGUGCCCGCCACCACCCAGGACAGAUUAAAAGGUGUGGACAGCACUGAUGAUGGGGCUGGAAAUAUGCAAACUAUACUGGAGCCACACCUGACCUUCCAGACGGAUUUAGGGCUGGUUCCAGAAGACAUACCGAACAGAGACUUGGAGCCGUCCAAUGGGAAUGUUCUGGGUACAGUCGUGAGAGAAGAUGUGAGGGAAAAACUAAAGGAACAUUUGGAAGGUUUUCAGCUACAGCUCAGUACUGAGUACAUCACUUGAAGAAACGUGUCAUUUUCAGUUUCAUAUGGAGCCCAUUAUUUCUUUGUUUACUAUAUGAUAAAUGAUAGGAUAUAUGUAUAUAUUUAUGUAUAUAUGAAAUAUUUAAUGAAUGUUUGAGUGUUUCUGAGAUGUUUGCAAAUAAUUGACCUAAUAAACCUGAAAUUAAUGCCAAAA